AUGAAACUUUACAGUCUCCUGCUUCCGUCACUGGCCCUGGCAUCGCGCUUGAACUCGCAAUGCACAUCCCCGCAGGACCUUGCGAAUGAGGAUAAUACUUACGACUAUGUCGUGACAGGCUCUGGUCCUGGUGGAGGCACAAUUGCGACCAAUCUCGCUCGCGCAGGACACUCUGUGCUCCUGAUCGAAGCUGGGAGCGACGCAACCUCGGACAUCCGCACCCAGAUCCUGUCUCUCAACAGCUUCAGCAAUGAGGGCGUGACGUGGCACUUUUUCGUGCGCCACACGGAUGAUGAGGAGCGCACGAAGCGCUACAACUUGUUGGUAUGGAGACUGACGAGUGGUGAGUACUGGGUAGGCCGCGAUCCCACUGUCGAUGGACACAAAAAUGCGACAAGAUUGGGUAUUUUCUAUCCCCGUGGCGCAACUCUGGGUGGAAGUGCUAUUGUAAAUGCGGCGGCGACGUUUUUGCCUAGUGAUAGCGAUUGGGACUACUUCGACAAGGGCGUUGGAGAUGGCAUUUGGAAUGGAAAGAAAAUGCGCCGCAUCUUCGAGAGGAUCGAGCACAACAACUACUUGCCGGCCAAUACCAGCGGCCACGGCUUCAAUGGCUGGCUUCAAACCAACGUAGCAGACGCAAAGGCAUAUGCAGCAAGUACUAUUCGUAACGGUGUUUUCCAGGCAGCGUUGAAGAUGAUUGGAUGGAACCCUGACUUAGUACUCGACUACUUGAUCAGCGACGGAAACUAUCUCGGUCCUACACGCGACCAGGACCAGGGACUUUGGGGCCUACCUUUCCACGUAACGAAGAAUUGGAAGCGCUUCAGCCCGCGUGACUACAUCUUGGAGACACUGAACGUCACGUCUGACAAUGGCAGUCCAAAAUAUCCUCUACAUCUCCACCUCAACUCCUUAACCACCAAAGUCCUCUUCGACGAGUGCGGUGGUAACGGGACGAAGCCCCAGGCAGUUGGCGUCGAAUAUCUCCAGGGUCGCUCCAUCUUCCGUGCAGACCCUCGUCACAACUCCACCACCACUGGCAUCAAGAAGCAAGCCUUCGCCCGAAAAGAAGUCAUCGUCUCUGGUGGAACAUUCAGCUCUCCCCAACUCCUCCAACUAUCCGGCAUCGGCCCCAAAGCCCUGCUCCAAAAAUUCAACAUCUCCGUAGUCUCCGACCUCCCAGGCGUCGGCCGAAACCUCCAAGACAACUACGAACUCCCCAUCAUCGGUCACAGCCAAGUAGACAUCAGCGACAAAGUUGAUCCCAAUGCCCCAGCCUGCACCUUCGGCGCCCCAGGCGAUCCCUGUGUCGACCUCUGGCGCAACGGCUCCGGCCCCUACGCGCGCGGCGGCUCCAACGCCAACGCCUUCCUCCUCAAGACCGCCCACGCCGUCGAGGACGAACGCGACAUGUUCCUCUUCUCGACCGGCAACUUCGCCUUCGACGGCUUCGCCCCGGACACCAAGCAAAACACAUCCGCCGGCAGCCCCAACACCUUCUCCUGGUCGACCGUCAAAAUGCACCCACAAAACCGCGCAGGUGUGAUCCAGAUCCAGUCCGCCGAUGCGCUGGACCCGCCCGAUGUCAACCUGAAUUACUUCGCCGAGGGCGCGGAGACGGACCUCAGCUCGAUCCUAGACACGAUUGCGUUUGUCAGGAGGGCGUAUCGGGGUACCGCUGCGCCGGCUGGACCGCUCGAGGCGGUUUCGCCGCCGUGUCCUGCGGCGGAUGUGCUGGACUCGGGGUACUGCAGGGACGUUGAGGUUGACAAGCAGUGGAUUCAAGACCAGGCGUUUGGACAUCACCCCACGAGCACGAACUCCGUGGGACCGGAUUCGAACCCGCUGGCUGUGCUGGACACGAGGCUUAGGGUGCGUGGUGUGCAGCGCUUGAGAGUGGUGGAUGCUUCGGCGUUUCCCCGGGUUCCGGGGGCGUUCCCGGCGGUCGCGACGUAUAUGCUGUCGGAGAAGGCGACGGAGCUUGUGUUGGAGGAUGCGAACAAGUUUUAGAUAUAUGUGCUGACGAUG
Parastagonospora nodorum SN15 is the source of this 2028-nucleotide messenger RNA. RefSeq lists its product as hypothetical. Bases 1 to 2010 code for a protein of 669 amino acids. The record is from RefSeq and is a predicted model, not a curated record. Gene Ontology annotation, molecular function: flavin adenine dinucleotide binding; oxidoreductase activity, acting on CH-OH group of donors. The transcript has 3 exons. Lineage: Eukaryota; Fungi; Ascomycota; Dothideomycetes; Pleosporales; Phaeosphaeriaceae.